UUCUUAUUUAUCGAGCGGUCCCGACGCAUCUAUGUAACCCUAACUAACCCUAACCACGGGUGUGCACUGCAAAAACAUAUCAUUACGGAGAUGCAUCGAGACCUCUGUAUUUAAGUAGUGUCGCGGAUUUUGUUCUACAAGCAACGUUUAUCUAACACAGAGAACUCAAAAACAAAAUACUCGAUAGUACCAUAACAACAUGAAAGCUCGAUUUACCUUGGACAUGACAUUAUAAAACCACCGGUAAAGAUAUUUAAAAAAAUUAUUUUGACGAAAUGGCUUUGAUUAGUUUCAUAGAGUUGUCUCUCCUUAACUAUUCUGAAAUCAUAAAGACGAAGUAUUCGGUGGGGGUUUAACAAUACAAGGCGCUCUUUAAGUCGAAUAUGCACAUUUAAAACACCUGCUGCUAUGAGUCUAAAGUAGUUGCGUUACUUUUCACAAAGCGGUGCAUUGCUCGUAUUGUUAGGGCGGCGAACAAAGUGCUUUGUGUUAUAUAGUUAAGAGGUCCUUCAUAAUUUCUGUGUUCAAAUCCCUACAAGUGCAAAUUUGACAUUCAUAAAGCACCUGCUAAAAUAUUUUGUCGAUUAUUGCAAUUAGUAUAAUGAUUCAUUUAAGUCUAAAUAUGAAUGAAGAGUUAUCUUUCUUCUGUAACCGUCCACUGUGUGUAAACAAUAAAACCGGAUUUUCUGAAAAUAGAAUUGGGAUUUUUCGUCUGGUUACAAUAUAAAUUGAAAGACGAAAACUUUAAAUACUUAUUAUCUGCUUUGCGCUCUUAAGCAACAGUUAAGCUCCGAAACCAUCAACAGCUACUUAUAUAAACAAUCAACAUUAUACUUCAACAACUAUUGUCAAAACAAAACUUUUAAACUUAACUUUCAAUUGUUAGUAUAAGUUUUGUUUCCGUUGAAGAGCCAACGGUUUUAUAUAUAUAUCUAUUAGAUAUAUACACACAAGCUGAAUACAGAAACUAUUUGUGGAAAGAAACACGUUUAUUGUUUAUUGAGAUCAACAUCAUUCUCAGAAACUUUCUUUGUUGGAUAUUGUGCUGCUAAACGUUAUCCCAUCAUGGAUAAUGAAACACUCUCAUUUCAAUAUAACAACGAGAAUUACUUUGCAAAUUUUUCAUAUAAACCUUCCGUGAUAACAAAGGAUUAUCUUCUCUACGAUGGAGUUCUUAAUGGCUCUGGAAUACAUCGUGGAAACAGGUGCAUUAUUCGUGUUUUGAAAACCAAACCUCACUCUAAAAAUGCUUGGAAAUCAUAUCUUAACACCAGAGCAUUACUUCAUAAAGCCAAAUCUUAUUUUGUAUCUCGCUCUGACGUGGAAUUUUUUCAAGUUCCAGAUUAUACCGAAGCACUAAUUGACAGAAUCUCUCUUAUUACAAAAUUCACUGUCUCAAGACACCCUGUUCCUGAUGAGACUGUACUUAUUGAUCACUACAAAGGUGCACAUGGAGAAGAAAAAUUAACAAGUCCAAGUCUUGAUGCUAUUUCUCAUUUCACUUUCUUAGAAUCCAAAGGACAAACAAUACUGACCAAUUUCCAAGGAUUUCGAAUUAACAGAAAGACUAUUUGUAUUACUGGUGCAGAUUGCGUUGCUAUAAAUGCUGAAACUUUCUUAAAGCAACAUAAAUGCAAUAAACACUGUAAAAUAUUACAGAAUGUACCUCAGCUAAUACCACAAGUGACUUAUAUACAAGACAAGAAUCAAGCACCUAGUUACCAUAGCAUCGUAACAGCAAGAGCUAGUCUGCCACACAUAAUGUAUGGUCAUUACAUUUGUGAUCAUUGUGAUAUAUAUAAUCAUGGUGGCAUGUAUAAUCACUGUGGCAGUUAUAAUCAUUGUGCAGUGUAUAACCAUACAGCUUUAAUGCAUUCUUCAAGCGUGCAAGAGAGAGAAACAUUUGGACAUCUUCAUCUUCGACCAGAGCCAUCAGCUCCGCCAUUUGAUGAAGUCUUUUAUAGAGCUUCUUAAAACAGUAGCAACACAAAUUUUCCAUUUAUGCAGUGGAAAUUAAAAUUUGAACAGCUACAACUAAUUCUGGCUUAGCUAUAAGUUUUAAACAAGGGAUUUUCUGUUACAGAAUUCCACUGGCUACACAGAAAACAAAGCAAAAUUAUUAGUGCUAUCUUUUGCAGCAUACUUUUUUUUAUGCCAAAGCUGCUUCAGACAACAAGAUAGCCAACAGUCUGCGGGUCUCCCUUCAUUUAGUUCAAGCUUGAGAGUUGUAGAUGCAAUAUCUUUUAUGAUAAUAUGCUGUCACAAGGGUUUGUAAGGUGACUUACAACUUUCACGAAAACCAAAAGCAAUUAACAUGCUAAUUAUUUACGGAAGAAAACAAUUUCAUUACUGGUGAGUUUGACAUUGUUCUAGAUGUUUUACUUUGUCAAAAUUGUUUAGAGAAGCUACAGCUAAAACAUAAGAGGGACUUGUUACCAGACCUAAUGCAGAAGAAUGAGUGGUUGCCAGACGUUUCCCUUCCUUUCAGUUAAUUGCUGGGAUAUAUUUGUAUUGGCUUCAGAAGAUUAAAAACUUAAGCUGUGCCAAUGUUGAACUCUCAUCAUAAUAUUACAAAGCUCAUAUGAUGUGGCUUCGCGUAAGCUACCUUUUUGACUGCAAGUCUACAUUAAGCAAUGCUACUGAAAUUCUGAGAGGGAGAAAGGAGAAAGAUAAAGUGAGAGUGAAAGAGAGAGAGAAGGCUCACAAUUAUUUACAUGCGGGUUUCUGAAAACCAAUAUCUGUAAAAUCAAUAUCUGUAAAAUCAAUAUAAAUAUUUGUGGGAAUAGUGUUAUUGAUAUUGACAAAUCAGAACAAAAACUGAACAUCCAAAAAUAAAAAUAUUUGUAAAUACAUAGAA
Molecule: messenger RNA, 2857 nt
Organism: Octopus bimaculoides (California two-spot octopus)
Lineage: Eukaryota; Metazoa; Mollusca; Cephalopoda; Octopoda; Octopodidae
Biological process (GO): protein phosphorylation
Molecular function (GO): protein serine/threonine kinase activity; ATP binding
Source: RefSeq, a predicted model, not a curated record